UGAUUGUCAAUGUUAAACUUGCCAUAUAUGACUUCCACAAAUUGACUUUUCUCAUAAAAAUGAGACAAAAGAAGAAACAUGGCAGGUCGAAGUGGUGACACUAUAAUGUACAUGUCCGUUGUUGAAGAAGGGGAGGUAACUCACCCUUCAGGAUUAAAUGCUAACAAUGGAACACAUACAAUAGAUAUCGAUUACCAGCCAAAAUCAAGUGAAAACAAGGUUGAUGAAGCACUUCAUGAGCAGAUUAGUCAGAAUGUACAUGUACCUGAAAAAAGACCAUCAGACCAGGUUGAUGAUCAUGAUGGGGAUUUUGCUGUUACAUUUGAUAUGAAAAAUAAAGCGGGAAGCGAAAGCUAUAAGUGUGAGGUAUGUUCUAAGGAGUUUAGACGUCGAAGCAAUCUCUCUAUACAUGUCAAAGCACAUACAGGCGUGAAGCCACACCAGUGUGAUACCUGUGGUAAAGGAUUUGGUUUUAAACAUCAUUUACAUCGACAUAUGAAAAUCCACACGGGGGAGAGACCGUACAUGUGUGGAGUGUGUGGCAAAGGAUUCAAUCAAAAUUCUAUUCUACAAGUACACCUGAUGACACAUACAGGACAAAAAACAUGGGAAUGUGAGGAUUGCGGAAAGUUUUUCAGCUCCACGUCUAGUUUGCGCAUGCACCAUCUGACACAUACAGUUGAGAGGUCAUACAAAUGUGAUGUUUGUGGUAAUGACUUUAUUAGUGCUUUCCAUCUAAAUAGACAUCUUUCAGUUCAUAGAGGAGAUAAGAAGUAUAAAUGUGAGGUGUGUGGAAAAAGAUUUAAUCAAAAUGCAAACCUACAGACACAUCUUGGUACUCAUAGAAGAGAAAGUUCCAAAAGCUGUGACAUGUCGCUCCAUAAAGAUAAGAAUCCAUACCAGUGUAAUGUUUGUGGUAAGAAGUUUAUUAGUGUUCAACACUUGGACAGACAUAACACUAUACAUACUGGAGAAACGCCACACGAUUGUGAAAUCUGUGGAAAAGGAUUUAGUCGAAAACGUUAUCUUCAAAUUCAUAUCAAGAGACAUGACGGAGAGAAGCCACAUGAAUGUGAUGUCUGUGGAAAAAGAUUCAGUAAGAAAGAUCAUCUUCAAACACACUUGAAAAUACAUACAGGAGAAAAGGAAUUCUCAUGUGAUUUCUGUGGAAAAGGAUUCAUUCAAAAAGGAAAUCUGAAGUCACAUAUCAGAACACACACUGGUGAGACAAAAGAAUUCAAAUGUUAUAUAUGUGGUAAGGUUAUGUCACAAUUGGGAAAUCUUCAGGCUCACCUCAGGACCCAUACAGGUGAAAAACCAUUCCGUUGUGAUAUCUGUGAUAAGGAUUUCUGUGAUGCCGGAACUUUAAAAGUUCACUAUAGGACCCAUACCGGAGAGAAACCUUUCAAGUGUGAUAUUUGUGAUAAAAUGUUCAGGGUAGCCACAAGUUUAAGGUCGCAUGUGUUGAUACAUACUGGAGAGAAACUUUAUCCAUGUCAUUUAUGUGAUCAGGGAUUCCAACGAAGAUCCAGCCAUAGGAAGCAUAUGAAGUUACACGAAUCUUCAUAGAGUCCAAUAUCAAGAUACGAA
This is a messenger RNA of Ylistrum balloti, 1590 nucleotides long. RefSeq names its product zinc finger protein OZF-like. The coding region runs from base 79 to 1569 and encodes 496 amino acids. Gene Ontology annotation, molecular function: RNA polymerase II cis-regulatory region sequence-specific DNA binding; DNA-binding transcription factor activity. NCBI's taxonomy places the organism in Eukaryota, Metazoa, Mollusca, Bivalvia, Pectinida, Pectinidae. Gene Ontology annotation, biological process: regulation of transcription by RNA polymerase II. The record is from RefSeq and is a predicted model, not a curated record. The transcript has a single exon.